GGAAGCGUCGGGGGAAGCAUACCCUGUGGAGGGCGAAACGAAGUGAUUUGAUUUGCGUUGUAAAUGUAUUCAACCGUUCCUCCUCCACAACAAGGUACUUCUGGCAUUGAAUGUGACGGUGGAAAAGAGAAAGAAGGUCCUCCACGUGGAAUAUCGGAUGAAAAAUGGCAGAAAUUUCAGCAAUUGAGAGAACGUAGAAUCAAAUGCUGCAAGCUUUCAACAGAGAAGAGACUUAAAGACAUAAAGAAGAAAGCAACAAAAUCAGUUUUGGAUAACCUGACAAGUGAUGUGGAAAUUGCAGUACUUCGUGACCAAGGUGUAAUCCAGCAAGGACACAAUAAACACAAACCAAACAAAUCAUCCCAUCAACUAGAAAAACAGAAAUUUCAGCAAUUGAGAGAACGUAGAAUCAAAUGCUGCAAGCUUUCAACAGAGAAGAGACUUAAAGACAUAAAGAAGAAAGCAACAAAAUCAGUUUUGGAUAACCUGACAAGUGAUGUGGAAAUUGCAGUACUUCGUGACCAAGGUGUAAUCCAGCAAGGACACAAUAAACACAAACCAAACAAAUCAUCCCAUCAACUAGAAAAUAGAAAUAAAGCCACAAAGGGUUAUGAAAAGAGGUGGAAUGAACUUCAACAGUACUUUGACUCUGAGCCACAUCUGAAAGAACCUGGAACAUCUUCACACCACCCUGGACCUACUCCUAAGGAUGAUUUAGAAGAAAGGUUGGAGGUUGCAGUCAAAGGGAAGAGGUUUAAAGUGGCAGAAAAACUCAACAAGCAAUUGAUGCAGCAUGACUUUGCAGUAAAAGUAGCUCAAGCUGUUGAAUGUAGAGACUAUGCAAAGAGAAAAGCAGCUGAUGAGGAAAUAGCUAAGAAAAGAAAAAGAUCUAAGCCACACUGGGCAUUUGAGCAGAAGGCAAGAUGGGAAAGUAAAGGAAACAUGUAGAAAUUGCAUGUAACAUGUUUGUGCAAAACUGGAGGAUUAAGCAACCCUCCUGAGACAGAGCAAUGGCUUUAACCUUAAUAGCCCCAGCAUAUCAGAAGAAAGCAGGGGGGCAUAAGGGAGGUCACAAAACCAUGUACAAAAACAUUUAAAAAAAAAAAAAACCACAAUAGUGCAUCAAAAUUUACCUAAAUACCAAAACCGUAGUUACAAAAUUUAAUGUGGUACAUGUCCUCAUCAGUUCUUCAGGUUCCCCAUUUCAUUAGACAUGCAACCUUAUUUAUUUAGCCAAUGAAAAAACCUUGAUGUUUACAACUUCAA
This is a messenger RNA of Orbicella faveolata, 1266 nucleotides long. RefSeq names its product protein FAM204A-like. The record is from RefSeq and is a predicted model, not a curated record. Lineage: Eukaryota; Metazoa; Cnidaria; Anthozoa; Scleractinia; Merulinidae.